Molecule: messenger RNA, 4313 nt
Organism: Branchiostoma belcheri (Belcher's lancelet)
Lineage: Eukaryota; Metazoa; Chordata; Leptocardii; Amphioxiformes; Branchiostomatidae
Exons: 19
Coding region: 689-4186 (1165 amino acids)
Biological process (GO): proteolysis; protein phosphorylation
Molecular function (GO): ATP binding; protein kinase activity; protein binding
Source: RefSeq, a predicted model, not a curated record
UAAAGGUCUGCGGUUGGCGCGCGCCGCUCCCUCUGUUCCCGGGAUCUUGGGAGGCCUGUAACACGGUGUGUGGCGACCGUUGCGCAGGGCCGCGCCGUAUGCGAAAAUUUCUUAGGAAUUAGUCAAUUCGCUGACAAAGUCGCCGGGAUAUUCUGUAAUCCUGCUUGUUGAGGGCUAAAUUAACCAUAAAGCAGUGAAAACUGUGGACGAACUUGGACAAUUGGGAGCUCAGGAAAAUUGCGCCAUUUUGGACGUGCCAACCAUUGUGUGUAGCCUUGCCACAGGCGAACAUUUCUCUGGGUUUCAGUGACGAUUUAGAUCGGUUUGAAGUUUUGAGACAAUACACUGGACGCAGACUCGGGAGAGCGGACAGAGCAAGCAGAUUGAAAAUCAAACUUCCCUGGGCAGGGUUUUACUAGCUGCGUCAUCGUUCAUUCGUCAGUUCAAGAACUGUUUCCAGUGAACUUUGGUAGUCGAGAAGCCCAUGCCCACGCCAUAUGGUUUUAGUGCAAUCAACAAGACGAGCAAACGGCCUAAAAAGCUUAGUGCCAAAACUAAGGAAUGCUGAAGAAAGAAGACCAUCACAACCUGUAAAGUCACUAAGCUGGUCUACCCUGACUAAAGAAAACAGAAAUAAAGACUAGUAAAUAGAUAAAUAAAUAGUGACAGCAUCCGACGAGAAGCCAUCAUGGAACAGUUUAACCAAGCACUUGAUCUGAGCAAUCAAGAGCUGUACAGGAGUUCAACAGCCACAGGUGAAUACAACACAUCAUCUUUGACUCAGGAAAAGGUCUUUGACAAUGAGGAGCCUGAUCAUGAUGACUCUGGAUCAAGUGGAAUCGGAGGCCCAUCACCAACCACCAGUGAGAGUCCAAGUGAUGAUGAGGAAGGUAACAGGUCUGCAACAGCCACUGGAAUAACAGCGGGUGAAGUGUAUACACGUAUAGAGGAACUUGAAACGGAAGCUGAAGCAUCUAGGUCACAGGAUCGCAAAGGAGAAAUCUACCGCGAGCUGGCCGAUCUACAUGACCUGCUUAAAAGGGAGAAAAGCGGCAAACUAGGCAUUUGCGUUAGAUCACUGUACAGUGAGUCUGUGCCAAGAGACUUGCACGACAGCACCCAUGGGGGAUCACUGGAAGCAAGGACAGAUCAAUGCCUCACUGAACUGGUAAACACUCAAGAUGCCGAAUCUGUGCCCAACAUCGAGACGAUGAAAACUGAUGUCAGUCUUCUUUGGAAGAGACCGGAACAACAUGCAAUUCCAUACCAUGGAAUCAUCAAGGUGUCUGCAAAGGAAAUGAAGUUGGCAGAUGACUAUGCCCUACAACGUGAAGAAGGCUCAGAGGGAGCAUUCGAACGCCUAUGCGACUACAUUGUCAACAACAAAGAAAGGAUGGCUCCUAUUGUGGAUUAUCUAAAUAGCAUUGGGGUCCAGGUGUAUGACAUAAAGCGUGGUUGCAUUGAACUGUGGGUAGGGUGCUUCAACCAUGAAUUUGCAGAUCAUUUGCAGGAAGAGGAAGGCAUUGAGAGUCUGAAGACCAGGUUGCAGAGUCAAGUGUUUCAUCCAGCUUUGCUGAAAGAGUUUGGACUGGAAUCUCUUGAACUGAAAAUCACCUUCAAAUUUUCUCCAGUUGCAGACACAGUGACAUUCGACUUAGAGGAAGAUUUCAUUGAGAUCUCAUGCGAAAAGGAUCAUGAGCAUGAAGACGAUGCACCUAUCAAGUCACUGGACAAGCCUGGUGACAUCAGGAUUGCACCAUCAGAUGUGACAGAGAACAGCAUCAGCAUCACCUGGGCAGAUGCAUCUGCAACCAAAGACUACAGUAUCAGCAUCACUCCUCCUGAUGGUGACAACCCUACUGGAAGAGUGGGUGAUGGAGCACCAUUAGAGUACACCUUCAUCAACCUGACACCUGGGACCCUGUACAAUAUCAGUGUCACAACUGCUGGGGAUGAGAUUGGGAAUGCAGCAAGUACAGUGCAGCUGAGGACAAAACCUGCUACAAUUGAUAGUCUGGAUGGAUCAACCACUGGAGGAGAAGCAGCAUACCAAGAAGCAAGAGGACUCACUACCCCUCCUCUACAAAAUCCAACAGGUGGUUCUACUAGUCGUUCCACUGAUGCAAGUCUGAGUGACGAGUCUUUACAUCUGCAAAGUGGUGACAACAUGCAGGAUAACCUGGCAUCAAACCGACCCGACAUAACUGAUGUAAGGCCUGAUGACUUCAGUACUAGUGAUGAAGAGACAAUGCCAAAUGCCCCACCUGAAGAUGCAAAUGAAGCAGCUAUGGGGGCACCUGCUGCAUCAGACCAGCUGAGUCCUUCAGAAACUUGGGAGCAAAUGGAGGAGGGCGCUGAUGGGGACCAACCAGUGUAUGACACAGAGCGGCGUCUGUACAUCUUCACUAAGGCUCAUAUUGAGAAGAUGACAGAGAAUUUCUCCCCAUUAAAGAAGAUAGCUCAUGGGGCCUUUGGACCUGUUUACUAUCUAGAGAAGUUUUCUUAUGAUGGUCCACUGAAGGGGCGACAAAUGGCUGUGAAGGUGAACCGUUCUGAUGACCAAGGAAGGAGGGAGUUCAUGCAGGAGCUGGCAAUGGCUGGAUCCCGUCAUCCCCAUCUCCUGCCUCUGUUUGGGAUAUGUGAAGAUGAGAGUUGCCUGUCUCUGGUGUCACCCUACAUGGCCAACAAAGACCUGAAGUCUUGGAUACAGGACAAGACAUCACCUACAGACUGGAAGACAAGACUGGUGAUUGGUCUGGACCUGAUAAGUGCCAUCCGGUAUUACCACCAGAAGACUGAGGGUCCAAAUAAGAGGUUCCACUGUGACGUGAAGUCAGCCAAUGUGUUCCUGGAUGCCCAGCUUCGAGCCCGUCUUGGUGACCCAGGCUUGAUGAGGGAAGUUUCCAAAGACAAAACACAUCUGACUCAAACGGGUUAUGACUGGGGAACCCCAUACUACCAGGACCCCUUCUGUCUGAAGUAUGGAAAGUAUCAUGAGAAAAGUGACCUUUACAGUGCAGGAAAAGUCCUUUUAGAGCUCUUCACAAGCAUUACUGCUGACAAACAGGAAAAUGGACGUUUGCUAUUCGAAGUCUGGUCUGAAGACCUGGACUACUUUGAUAAGCAGAGUGACGGGACAAAGCUGUGUGAGGCGGCAGACCGUUCAUCAGCAGUGGGUUGGCCUGAAUGUAAUGAGGAUGAUACUUCUGUGACACAACAGUUUGCAAAGCUGAUCAUAGGUUGUCUUCAAGAGCAUCCCAAGGACAGAAUUACAUUGAAGGAGCUCUACCAAAAGCAGAAGGUACUUGUGCAGACGUCUGCUGCCAUUGGGAAACAUAACAAAGCAGUGCCUGACUGGUGCAUGCACUGUCUUACCUGCAAGCCAUGUCCCAUUCCCAUGGCCUGUGGAUGUGCCUUGUUGUGUAGUGCCUGCAUGAAAAGCGACAAUGAAGCUCUGUACUGCCCUAACCACCACAUGGAUACAACAGGCUUAGAUACCGCAUUCUACACAAAUGCAGCUCUGCCAUUCCCAGUCCAAAACGGUGUAGCAGUCAUCAUCAACAACAUGAACUUCCAAAGCAACAUCAACCUAAGUAGGAGAGGAGGAGCAGAAGACACUCGUAGAUUAAGGGACACAUUUGAAAUGCUGGGCAUGUCUGUAACCUGCUAUGAGGACAAGACAGGAGGGGAUAUAAUCUCAUUACUACGACACGUAAACCUGGCUGAUCAUUCUGUAAAUGACUGCUUUCUCGUGUGCAUCAUGAGUCAUGGGUCCCAAGGAAAAGUGUAUGGAAGUGAUGGAGUAGGUUUAGAUCUACAAGAUCUAACCGAACCAUUAACUGAACGUUCCUGCCCUAACUUAGCUGGAAAACCUAAAGUCUUUCUUAUUCAGGCUUGUCGGGGUGAUUGCAAUGUUAAUGCCAACAGAGACUUUUCCCUUCCCAAAGCACCAAAUAUUUACCUUGGCAUGGCUACUCAGCCAUGUCACAUUGCAUGCAGAAGUGAAACUGAAGGAAACCCCUUCAUUAAAUGCAUUACAAAAGUCCUGGCUGAGGAAGUGGGGAGGAUGGACCUACUCCAGAUUAUGACCAAGGUGACCAAAAUGAUGAAUACUGACUGGGUCAACAGCACUUUCUCUAUUUCAACACUAAUGAGGAACCUGUAUUUUGGUUUACCAAAGACAUGAUAAAAAAGCAAAAGGAAGUUCUGCCUGUGUCUCAUACAAGAAAUUGAUUAUGUUUACCGAAGGAAAACAUAUUGUUUUUGCUCCAUCUGUUCCAAACACCAACCUCUGACCUGGCCAAUGGCCUCAU